CAAUAGCCAUACAAUGUUGCAUCAGACUCUUGGUAUUUGCAAUAGCCACACAAAGAAAAUGGAGUCUUCAGGAAAAGAUGUGAUCAGCUGAAUAUUGAACUCAAGAUGAGUCAAAGUUGUAGAAAAGAAACAUCUGCAGCUGAAAUUGUUUGGGCCAAACUGAAGGGGACGGACACGGUUGUGAAAUGGCCUGUGAAGGUUUUCAUGAGAACAGAAACCAAUGCACUGGUUUUUGUAAAUUCAGAUCAAGCAGAACAUCCUUACCAAGAAGAAACGAUUCAAAACAUUGAAAUGUUUUCAAGAAGAUUUAACCUGGGCAAUAGGACAAGAGAAAGGACAAGAGAUAGAUCAAAUGAUGGGACAGGAGAAAGGACAAGAGAUAGAUCAAAUGAUGGGACAUGAGAAAGCACAGGAGAUAGAUCAGAUGAUGGGACAGGAGAAAGGACAAGAGAUUGAUCAAAUGAUGGGACAGGAGAAAGGACAGGAUAUUAAUCAAAUGAUGGGACAGAAGAAAGGACAGGAGAUAGAUCAAAAGAUGGGACAGGAGAAAGCACAGGAGAUAUAUCAAAUGAUGGGACAGGAGAAAGGACAGGAGAUAGAUCAAAUGAUGGGACAGGAGAAAGGACAGGAGAUAGAUCAAAUGAUGGGACAUGAGAAAGGACAGGAGAUAGAUCAAAUGAUAGGACAUGAGAAAGGACAGGAGAUAGAUCAAAUGAUGGGACAUGAGAAAGGACAGGAGAUAGAUCAAAUGAUAGGACAUGAGAAAGGACAGGAGAUAGAUCAAAUGAUGGGCAGGAGAAAGGACAGGAGAUAGAUCAAAUGAUGGGACAGGAGAAAGGACAGGAGAUAGAUCAAAUGAUGGGACAGGAGAAAGGACAGGAGAUUGAUCAAAUGAUGGGACAGGAGAAAGGACAGGAGAUAGAUCAAAUGAUAGGACAGGAGAAAGGACAGGAGAUAGAUCAAAUGAUAGGACAGGAGAUAGAUCAAAUGAUGGGACAGGAGAAAGAUUGUUUUAAUUAAUCAAAGUAGUUGUAAGCAAACGCUAAAUUAUGUAUGUAUGAUAUAUAUAUAUAUAUAAUCAUUUUUAGGGUAAUUGAUACUAUCUUGCUUUUAAGAUGUCUUGCAAUUGGAGGGACAUGACUCAGGCCAAGCUGUAGUGGAGGCCAGCAGUGCUGCUGUUCCAGAUAUUGAUAUGGAAGCAUGUGA
Pecten maximus is the source of this 1206-nucleotide messenger RNA. RefSeq names its product em-like protein GEA1. The record is from RefSeq and is a predicted model, not a curated record. Lineage: Eukaryota; Metazoa; Mollusca; Bivalvia; Pectinida; Pectinidae. The coding region runs from base 353 to 814 and encodes 153 amino acids. The transcript has 4 exons.